Molecule: messenger RNA, 327 nt
Organism: Papaver somniferum (opium poppy)
Lineage: Eukaryota; Viridiplantae; Streptophyta; Magnoliopsida; Ranunculales; Papaveraceae
Exons: 1
Coding region: 1-327 (108 amino acids)
Source: RefSeq, a predicted model, not a curated record
AUGGAUUCCCAUUCAUGUAAAUUUUGGUGGGGGAAAACCCUUGACCCAAAAGAUAGAAAACUUCAUCUUUUGGGUUGGGAUAUUCUUUGUUCUCCUAAGCCUGAAGGAGGUCUUGGUUUCAGGAAAUCUGAACUCAUUAAUCUUGCUAUGUUAGCUAUAAAUGCUUGGAGGAUUAUUGAGAACCCUGAUUGCCUGUUAUCCAUUACCUUUAAAGCUAGAUAUUUUCCCAGAACAGGUUUCUUAAAUGCUAAGUGUCCUGCUAACUGUUCUUGGACCUGGAAACGCCUUCAUGCUAUAAAGGAACUCAUUAAACCCUUUAUCACCUAG